CCCAAGAAAGGAAGGUUGGCGUGAUCAACAACUGUGGGCGCUUAGGCGAUGGCGGUAAUACGAUGGAUGAAGCGUUUGAAUGAACUGCUACUGUCUGAUCCCGCGAUCAGAGCGAUAGCUUCCAUGCUCAUUUUCUGAAUCUGCUUCGAUUCCUUUUCGUUUCUCUGAAGCUUCUCUCGGAUUCUGCCUUUUGUGUAGUAAUGAAGCACACGGCCCACUCCCUUUCCUCCACUCGUCAUCUCAAGUUCCUUCUACUCGGAUUCAUCGUGCUACUCGCCCUCCUUUGCCUCUAUUAUGGAUCCUCUUUCGCUCCCAGCUCCCGUAGAUUUGAUGGGGAGAAUUCAUUCCGCUCUGGUUCUCUUUUUGGCGGGAACCUUUUCAAUCACCGUUUCGAUGAUUUGCAUGGACAUCGAAGCCUGAUUCUCGAGGUCCCUAAAACUAUACCUGUCUGCGAUGAAAUGUAUUCUGAGUUGAUUCCUUGUUUAGAUAGGAACCUUAUUUACCAAUUGAGAUUGAAGCUCAACAUGACUUUGAUGGAGCACUAUGAGCGUCAAUGCCCUCCUACUGAACGCCGCUAUAAUUGUCUUGUUCCUCCUCCUGUUGGUUACAAGAUCCCAAUAAGAUGGCCAAAUAGUAGGGAUGAAGUGUGGAAGGCAAACAUACCACACACACACCUUGCAAAAGAAAAAUCAGACCAGAACUGGAUGGUUGUGAAUGGGGAUAAGAUCAAUUUUCCUGGAGGUGGAACUCAUUUUCACGAUGGAGCUGACAAGUAUAUCAUUGCACUUGCCAAGAUGCUUAAGUUCCCUGGUGAUAAGCUCCACAAUGGUGGAAAUUUACGGAAUGUCCUAGAUGUCGGUUGUGGGGUUGCAAGUUUUGGAGCAUAUCUUCUAUCACAUGAUGUUAUAACUAUGUCAUUGGCUCCUAACGACGGGCAUGAGAAUCAAAUACAAUUUGCACUUGAGAGGGGGAUUCCAUCAACUCUUGGUGUUUUGGGAACAAAAAGACUCCCAUAUCCAAGUAGAUCGUUUGAGUUGGCUCAUUGUUCUCGAUGUCGAAUUGAUUGGCUACAGAGAGAUGGAAUCCUGUUAUUAGAACUUGACAGGUUAUUGAGACCUGGAGGCUAUUUUGCUUACUCCUCCCCUGAAGCUUAUGCACAAGAUCCAAAAAAUAGAAGGAUUGGAACUGCUAUGCAUGAUAUCCUGAAAAGAAUGUGCUGGAAAGUUGUUGCCAAAAAGGAUCAAACUGUCAUAUGGGCAAAGCCAGUAACUAAUAGCUGUUACUUGAAAAGAGAUCCAGGGACUCUUCCACCCUUGUGUAAUUUGGAUGAUGAUCCAGAUUUGACUUGGAAUGUGCCAAUGAAAGCAUGCUUAUCCCGAUACUCUAAAAAGAUGCACAAGCAAAAAGGAAGUGGACUAGUUCCUUGGCCACAGAGACUUUUUUCAGCGCCUCCCCGAUCGGAAGAAGUUGGUGUCAGUGCAGGAGAAUUCAAAGAAGACAGUAAGGUUUGGAAACUUAGAGUGGCAGAAUAUUGGAACGAAAUGAGAUUAGUCAUACAGUGGGACUCCAUCAGAAAUGUGAUGGAUAUGAAUUCCAACCUUGGGGGGUUUGCUGCUGCACUAAUUAAUAAAGAUGUCUGGGUUAUGAAUGUUGCUCCUGUCAAUUCAUCUGCAAAGUUGAAGAUUGUUUAUGAUAGAGGCUUAUUAGGAACUGUUCAUGAUUGGUGUGAAGCAUUUUCGACAUAUCCUCGCACCUACGAUCUUCUUCACGCCUGGGCUGUAUUUUCGGAGAUUAAUGUUCGUGGAUGCAGUAUGCAUGAUCUAUUAAUUGAUAUGGAUCGAAUUCUAAGGCCAGAUGGGUUCGCCAUUAUACGAGACGUUCCUGCUGUCAUAAACUACAUACGGAAGUAUUUUACAGCCCUAAGAUGGGAUGGAUGGCUAUCAGAACUAGAACCCAGGGUUGAUGCUCUUUCCAAAGUAGAAGAAAGGGUGUUAAUUGCAAGGAAGAAGCUGUGGGGGAAUGAAGUAGCAACAAUCUGAUUUUGCUGCAUUUUCCAGUUUUAGGCGAAUUACAUAUUGUAGUCCUGAGCUCCCAGUUGUAAAGGAAGAUGGGAGAGCUUUGGAUCCACAGAUAUAUUUGCAGUGCCCAUUUUCCCAUCGACUUUCCCCAGUAAUCGUUGCUGAAGAUGAAGAUGGAAUGAUACAAGUGCCCUGAAGAUACACCCAUUUAUGUCAAUGAUAUACAAUUACAAUAGUCGUUCAAUCAUUGCGAGAGUGACCACAUUGUUAUUUUGUCGUUCAAUCAUUGCGAGAGCGACUACAUUGUUAUUUUGUCGUUUAAUCAUUGCGAUAUGAAGGGUCAAACCAUACAUUUUUAUAAUGAUAAUUGAUGUUUUAUCUGUUG
This is a messenger RNA of Cucurbita moschata (crookneck pumpkin), 2403 nucleotides long. Its product is annotated as probable methyltransferase PMT9. The transcript has 8 exons. Gene Ontology annotation, molecular function: methyltransferase activity. NCBI's taxonomy places the organism in Eukaryota, Viridiplantae, Streptophyta, Magnoliopsida, Cucurbitales, Cucurbitaceae. The coding region runs from base 201 to 2039 and encodes 612 amino acids. The record is from RefSeq and is a predicted model, not a curated record. Gene Ontology annotation, cellular component: cytoplasm; trans-Golgi network; endosome.